UUAGAACAGAAUAUCAUUCCCCGGCCCGCUCCAUUCCCAAACCGCAAUAAGAAAAGCCUAAAAAUUAAAAUCGAAAAAAGGGAAAAAUGAAAAUAGCCCUUUUCCCGGUCUUUUUUUCUUUUUGAAAUUCCAUUUUCUAUGCAUUGAAACAAAACCCGCUAAGAAAAGCCUAAAACCCUAACUCCGAUCAGCAACCGAACCUGCUAGCUUCUGCUAGCUCCGAUCCUCGAUCGGCGACGAGAAAAGCGGCGAAGCCAAAGCUUCUGAAUCUCGCGAAAUCUAGGGCAAACGCUUAGCUGAGAGCGAGCGUGGGAGAGAUCGGAGCUCUCGCUGGCAAUGGCGGGAAUUCUAAAGCCGCCGGGAAAUUUCUCAGUGACGCCUCACAAAAUCUCCGUCUGUAUACUUCUCUCAAUCUACGCGCCGCCGGCUCAGAUCUCCGUGCCCUUCCCUUUCUCCUCCGUUGCUCAGCAUAACCGCGUCGGCUUGUUCUUGUUGGCCCUCACUAAGUCCUGUGAUGAUAUUUUUGAGCCAAAAUUGGACGAAUUGAUAAGCCAAUUGAGGGAAAUUGGGGGCUUAUUGAGUCAUUGGUUAACUGAUCAAUUAACAAGCCGGUUGUCAUCUUUAUUGUCACCUGAUGAUUUGUUUAACUUCGUCGGUGAAAUGCGAGCAAUACUUGGGGGUCCUGAGGCUGGUGUUGUUGAAGAUGACCAGGUUAUGUUGGACCCAAAUAGCAACCUAGGGAAGUUUCUCCGCCGAUGUGUACUUGCUUUUAAUCUCUUAUCAUUUGAGGGUGUGUGCCAUCUCUUGACAAAUAUAGGAAGCUAUUGUAAAAUAGCACUCUCAAGUUGUCCUUCUUAUGAUGCACGUCUUUUAGAUGACUCUAGUAAUGAUUUGGAAGUGCUAUCAGAAUAUGACAACAUGGACCUGGAGAAUUUAGUUUUUGAGAAGGUUGAUGAAGAAAUUGAAGCAAGAGAAAGGGCUAGUGAAGGAAAUUCUUUUCAUCUUCAUGUGCCCAAAGCACUUUCUGCUUUGGUCAAAGAUAUUGAGGUUCUAGCUGACCCAAGAUUGAAACGUGUUGACAAGGAUAGAGAAAUUUGUCAGUAUGUGCAUCCGCCAACAAAUGCAUUAAGUAAUAUUGAUGGCAAUGGUGCUUUGUUUCUGCGCACAAACUUGCAGAUACAAGGAUUUCUACAAGAGCAAGCUGAUGCUAUUGAAAGGCACGGAGGCUCUUUCUCUUUAAAUGCUUUUGAAAUUGUUUUGAGGCAGCUUCAAAAAUCAGCACCCAAGCUACACCGUGUUCACUUCUUGCGUUACUUGAAUAGUCUUUAUCAUGAUGAUUAUUUUGCUGCAUUGGAGAAUCUUCAUUGCUAUUUUGAUUAUAGUGCAGGAGUUGAAGGAUUUGACGCCGUUCCUCCUGCAUCUGGUUACAAUAGCUUAGGAAGAUACGAAGUUGCUUUAUUGUGUUUAGGAAUCAUGCAUUUUCAUUACGGGCACCCAAAGCAAGCUUUGGAGGUACUCACCGAAGCAGUUCAUAUUUCUCAACAGCAAAGUAAUGAUGUUUGUCUUGCCUACACUUUAGCCGCUAUCUGCAACUUGUUGUCAGAAAUUGGCAUCUCGAGUACAACUGGGAUACUGGGAUCAUCAUACUCACCUUUGACCAGCAUAGGCAUUUCGCUCUCUGUCCAGCAACAAUUGUUUGUACUUUUGAGAGGCUCUCUAAGGAGAGCAGAAAAUCUGAAGUUAAAACGACUUGUGGCGUCCAAUCAUCUGGCCAUGGCUAGAUUUGACUUGACGCACGUUCAAAGGCCUCUGCUAUCAUUUGGUCCCAAAGCUUCCAUGAAGCUUAGAACCUCACCAAUUAACGUUUGCAAGGAACUUAGAUCAAGUUCUCAAUUGAUUAGUGAAUUUGUCUCUGAAAGUAGCACACUAACAACUGACGGUCAUUUUAGCACUGCAUGGCUUAAAAAUUUACAAAAACCUGUGGGUUCACAAGUACUAUCCCAAGAAAAUGGGUCUGAAAGCAAUCAUAACUCUUUCCAGUUUUGUGCGCAACCAAGUUCAAUUCCUGGAUCCGUGUUGCAAUUAGUGGGUUCAUCGUACUUACUCCGUGCGACUGCAUGGGAAUUAUAUGGAAGUGCCUCUCUUGCGAAAGUGAACGCACUUGUUUAUGCAACUUGCUUUGCUGAUGUUUCAAGUUCAUCUGAUGCAUCAUUAUCAUAUGUGAAGCUUAUCCAACAUCUAGCAGCUUUCAAAGGAUACAAAGGUCAGAUUAAAUGCUCGAAUGCCUUAAUAGAAUCUUAUGUAGAACAAGUUAAGAUUUAG
Molecule: messenger RNA, 2322 nt
Organism: Morus notabilis
Lineage: Eukaryota; Viridiplantae; Streptophyta; Magnoliopsida; Rosales; Moraceae
Product: anaphase-promoting complex subunit 5
Exons: 14
Coding region: 337-2322 (661 amino acids)
Biological process (GO): protein K11-linked ubiquitination; anaphase-promoting complex-dependent catabolic process; positive regulation of mitotic metaphase/anaphase transition
Cellular component (GO): anaphase-promoting complex
Source: RefSeq, a predicted model, not a curated record